Messenger RNA from Polychytrium aggregatum, 1508 nucleotides. RefSeq names its product mitochondrial carrier domain-containing protein. NCBI's taxonomy places the organism in Eukaryota, Fungi, Chytridiomycota, Chytridiomycetes, Polychytriales. The record is from RefSeq and is a predicted model, not a curated record. Bases 134 to 1171 code for a protein of 345 amino acids. The transcript is spliced from 6 exons.
CUUUGGCCCUCUCUCGAGCCGAUGAGAUCGGUCUGCUGCACUUGCUGCACUUGCUGCACUUGUUCCACUCGCUCAGCUUGCUGCAUCGGCCCCACACCACCCCGUCGUCCACAUCCCUGCCUCCCUCGUCAGAAUGUCUGCCGUGCCACAACCUCCGUCGGACGCCUGGUCAACAUUCGUCACGCACGCUGUCGGCUUCAGCCAGGGCGCAAUUGCUGCCUGCGGUGCCGUCACGGUCACGAAUCCCAUGGAGGUCGUCAAGACUCGUCUCCAGCUGCAGGGCGAGCACAUUGACUUGAAGCCUGCUGCCCCCGGGGCUGCCCCGCACGGUCAGCCGCCCAAGGUCUACGGCAACGCCUUCUCGACCUUCAUGAAGAUCGCUCGCACAGAAGGCUUCUCGGGUCUUCAAAAGGGCCUGUCGCCGGCCUAUGGCUACCAAAUCCUCCUCAACGGCUGUCGCCUGGGCUUCUACGAACCUAUCCGCAACGCAUACCAGGAGACGGCCGACUACUUUACAGGGCGGACGGAGCGCAAAGACAACCAAGUUGCAGUGAUGAUGGUGGCGGGCGCCUCAAGUGGCAUUCUCGGCGCCUUUGUGGCAAGUCCGCUAUUUCUGAUCAAAACGCGCAUGCAAUCGUAUGCCCCAAGCGCAACUGCUGUCGGCUUCCAGCACAACUACGUCCAACAGGGCACACUGCGGUCGCUGGCCAUCGUCUUCAAAAAUGAAGGCAUUCGCGGGUUGUGGCGAGGCGUCGAUGCGGCCAUGAUUCGCACUGGUGUCGGAUCAGCCGUCCAGCUCUCAAGUUACGAUAUCAACAAAAAGUUCCUUGUCCGCUCGGGCUGGUUCAAAACUGCCCGGGAUAACGGCGAGGCCAACGUCUGGCUGCACUUUGCUGCCAGUGCUGUCACCUCGUUCUAUGUGUGUUUGGCCAUGAACCCGUUUGACGUCGCCAUGACCCGAAUGUACAAUCAAAAAGUCGCUCAAGAUGGCAAGCACGGCGCUCUCUACAAAAAUGGCUUCGACUGCAUCGUCAAGAUGAUCCGCACUGAGGGCGUCAGCGCACUCUACAAGGGCUUCACCGCGCACUACUUCAGAAUCGGACCUCAUACCAUCUUGACUUUUGUCUUCCUCGAGCAAGUCAAGGCCGCCACUCGUAUGAUAUGGAACUAGACUCCAAGUUCCCUUUGCGGCGCUGACCCUCUCAUUCAUUCCCACGAAAGGAUCAUGGCACUUGCCCAUGCCCCGGACCCCCAACUCCACCGAAUCCAUGUCCAGCCAUUUUGGCGACCGUCCGCGAGCCCACAAUGGCAUCGGCAUCAUGAGGAUGGAGUGCGAUAUUCACGCCACGAGACACGAGCAUUCUGUUCCGCAAUACAGUCGCUUGGAAAGAGGAUCCCAUUGUGUCCAGCCCAUCGCCGGCGUGUCUCGGGUACUAGACCUCGCUCCAUUCGGAGUGUAGAUUGACUUGAUCAUGCGCGUCCGGGAGGAUUGAUCAAUCGGCUUUAUU